AGCUCUGGCUUAUGCUGUCAACUGAAAUGAAUUAUGCACGUUGGCCGUACGACAUUUACAUAUUUAUUUUUUGGACAUUUGUUUUUUGCGGCAGCCGAACCUAACCUUAAAAAGCGACCAACGUCAGUGGCGAGGCCGGCCGUGGGCGACGAGCGGCGCGAAGAACUGUUUUUGGCGGCCUAAAAAUAACGCGAAACAGAGAUCAAAGCAAAAUUGUGGAGAACGACGCCGACGGUGGUGUUGCUGCGCAGGGCUGCAGCCGAUAUGUUGCCUAUCGUUUCCACUGGUCUGAUGAUGCGCAAUGCCGUCUCACAUCUGCGUCAACGAGCAACAAUGAGUCUGCACCGCAAUUAUAGCCGUGGAAAACCGGCUGAUAAUAUUUUUGGAAAAAUGUUUGGCAAGUAUUUGGCAGUCACGAAUAUUGUGGGAUCGGGACUGCUGCUGGUGGCCGGCGAUGUAGUUACUCAACAAUAUGAAAAGGCCAUGCAUAAGAAACGAUUCGACUUUAACCGUUCGGGACGCAUGUUCGUAACGGGUUUGGUCGUGGGACCCGUGCAGCAUGCAUUCUACAGUCGCCUCGAUCGAUUACUUCCGGACUCAAAACGUGUUACGGCAGUGAAGAAGAUAUUUUUCGAUCAGCUGUUUAUGUCGCCCACCUAUAUCUUUCUGUUCUUCUAUGUAUCCAGUUUGUUGGAGGGCAAUACAAUCAAGGAAUCAAAUGCAGAGAUACGCGAAAAAUUCCUAUACACCUGGAUGCUCGACUGCAUGAUCUGGCCGUGCGUACAGUAUCUGAAUUUUCGCUUUCUGAAUCCCAGGCAUCGCGUCAUCUUCAUAAACGUCACCAACUGCAUGUACAUUGUUCUGCUCUCCUACAUAAAGCACGAUAUGGGUGCGAAAAAUCACAAUCAAACUAAAAUUAAUGAAAAAUCCGACUAGAAACCUGCAGCUGCUUGGCAAAUGUCUGUAAUUCACGUUUUUACAACAAAAACUUUAAAAUAUUCGAAAUAAAAUUGUGCCAGUGGCACUGGGCUAAAACUUACUUUCGAUAUU
Drosophila subobscura is the source of this 1050-nucleotide messenger RNA. RefSeq names its product mpv17-like protein 2. Gene Ontology annotation, biological process: mitochondrial ribosome assembly. Gene Ontology annotation, cellular component: membrane; cytoplasm. The transcript has 2 exons. The coding region runs from base 265 to 936 and encodes 223 amino acids. NCBI's taxonomy places the organism in Eukaryota, Metazoa, Arthropoda, Insecta, Diptera, Drosophilidae. The record is from RefSeq and is a predicted model, not a curated record.